Haliotis rubra (blacklip abalone) is the source of this 3114-nucleotide messenger RNA. Its product is annotated as prolyl 4-hydroxylase subunit alpha-1-like. Bases 430 to 2055 code for a protein of 541 amino acids. Gene Ontology annotation, biological process: peptidyl-proline hydroxylation to 4-hydroxy-L-proline. The transcript has 13 exons. Lineage: Eukaryota; Metazoa; Mollusca; Gastropoda; Lepetellida; Haliotidae. The record is from RefSeq and is a predicted model, not a curated record. Gene Ontology annotation, cellular component: endoplasmic reticulum. Gene Ontology annotation, molecular function: L-ascorbic acid binding; procollagen-proline 4-dioxygenase activity; iron ion binding.
GGUAUUGAGAGAGGGGAGCUGAAUCGCUAGAUUGUGUGUCCCUCGAGGCACAGUGCGCAGAGUUUAAGAGCAAAGCAGUCAGUGGCCUAUAAAACCCCAAUCCAUUCACGUCGAGACUGAGGGGUGAAAUCUGACACCUCCAGCUUUCGUUCCAGUUCUAGUGCCUCGUGGUAAUUCCACCCCAAAAAACCCCGAUUUUCACACAACAUUUACUCGUCUAAAAAUAUGCUGUAAAAUAUUACCCUGUGUCUCAGUGCAUCAUACUAUACCGUUCCCCCGACGCCAAAAAUAACCCCCCACUGAUAACGGUGUGUAAGACGAGCAAGAACUUACACAACUGGAAACACGGGUUCUCAUUGGGAUGGCGCACGUACUGAGCCGUACAGAGGGCUUAAUGCUCUAGCCUAGAUUCAUCAGACAGAAUCGCGGAUGAAGUCGAGGAUGGCUGUUCCCGGUGAUAUGUUGCUCCUAACGAUGGCGGCUGUCGGUGUCUACGUGUUGCCCGUUGGGGCAGGGGAGGUUUAUACGUCGGUGGCCAAGUUGAAGUUGUUGCCACAUAUAGAGAAGAAACUGAUUGAUGCGUGCGACAGAUACAUUACCAGUCGGCCCGAUGACCCAGGGUUAUCCAGCAUCAAAAGAUUCUUGUCCUCCACCCGCCAACAGAAUCAGCUUGCGUGUGACGAUCCAGCCUACCUGGAAAAUCCCGUCAACGGCUUCCGCUUCCUGUGGCGCCUCGUGGACGGAUGGCAGAGAGCCACCAGGGUGCGCUGUGUCGGAGACUGUGACAUCAGAGACGCUUCGAUAAGUUUUCUCAAGCAAAUUCGCUCUUCCAUCGACUCCGUAUCGUCGUGGCCUUCUCACGAGGACGUCACGGGAUCGGCGGUAGCGCUCACGAAGUUAUUGCGCACUUACGACCUUGACCCCGAUGACGUUGCCAAAGGGCGAUUACUCCACACUCAGACAACGCCGCUUGAUCCAGACGAACUCUUUGUUCUUGGAGAGGAAGUUCAUCACCAUCACACUGCGCAAGAUGCCCGGAUGUGGCUCAACAUAUCCAUAACGAGGCUCGAAGAAAUGCGUGAUCAAGAAAGGCUACUGAGAGACGCACAUCACAGGCUUAGAGAGAUAGAAGAAAAGAUAGAGGCGAAAGGAUCUAAUGGUCAAGUGGUUUCCGAAGCCCCUGAUGUCCUCUUCACGGUAGGUUAUGAAGAGCUAGAUGACGAAGACGGGGAAGAUGAUGGGCAUUUGCCCGUGUUGCCAAGCAACAGAACGGCUCGACCAAUCAGAGGGUUCUAUCAGUCGGCAUACGAAGAUCUUUGUCGUCAGGACCGUAAGAGCCCAGGAGAAGUGUCCGACCUCGUCUGCUGGUAUCAACACACCUUUAUUCCUUACAUGAAGGUCAAGGUUGAACAGCUUCACCUUGACCCUGCCAUUUUGAUGUACCACGACGUCAUCAGCGAUAGCGAGAUAGCCGCUGUUAAAAAUAUAUCAAUGAGACUGCUGACGCGGUCAUUGCUGGGUAAACCAGACGGUUCCGGUCACGAGGGCAUGAACGAGAGGAUAAGUCAAAGUGCAUGGGUAUUUGAUGACCUGGAAGUGACGUCACGGCUUUCUCGGCGCAUUCAGUUGUUCACUGGUUUAAGCACGAAACUUCAAAGGGUGUACAGCCACGCCGAGGCUUUUCAGGUGGUCAACUACGGUCUGGGAGGUCUCUACGAACCACACGAAGACUCGGUGCGCAUGUACCGGAAGUUGGGUUACGAGAAGUCUCCAUCAGUCCGCCAUUCUGGUGACCGGCUUGCUACUUGGUUGUUCUACAUGAGCGACGUGCCGGCAGGUGGAGCCACGGUCUUCCCUCUCAUCAAUACACGUGUUCCAGUAACCAAGGGCGCAGCGGCGUUCUGGUAUAACCUACACCGGAACGGGAAACCAGAUCUGAGGACGAUACACGCCGGAUGUCCGGUCCUCAUUGGGGACAAGUGGAUUGCCAACAAAUGGAUACGAGAAGUAGGGCAGACAUUCCGGCGUCCGUGCUCACUUGAUCCAGACGAAUGAUGAAACUGGGCACCGUCUUCUUUUUUAAGUGACCGACCAAAUUAUAUUCGAGGGAAGACUGGUAAACGGGAUAUUUUUCAAUUCCUUAGCUUCAGAGUUUUUACACAGAAAAGAGGGGUUCAGUGUGUAAUGUCCGGAAGCAUUGUUGGAAAAUAUCCACUUACCCCAACCUCCAAAACUGUUUUGUGAGUAAAAUAUGAUCUGUUGCGGUCAGAGAAUGAAACAAUGUGUCUCAAAGCUGUGACUAAAAAUAUUCCAUGCUUAAUGACACUUUCCUGUAUCCACAUCUACUUUCCCCAACCCCCUUGGACUUUCACCCCCAACCCCACCCUUCCCUCACCCCAUUACAAUAUGAAAUGGUCGGUCCCUUGGAUCCACAGAUAGAUUGUGCUAUAGUUUAUUUGAAGCCACAACAAAUUCAUAUACAAGGGGACUGCAAUUAAAACUUUUUCUAUCCAGCUUGUACCAUUACAAGUGAAAGUGUCAGGACUGGCCUGAGUCCGGGUCAACGAGUCUUGGUUUUGGCUUGGUAUCCGGUAAUACCCCUGUUACCUGCACAGCCCAAGUUAAAUAACCUUCAAUAGCCAACCAAAUAUACUGCCGUGGAGAUUAAACUGUACACUUUUUUUAGAUUUUGCCAAAACAUAUCAAACGUUACCAAAACGUUUCUCGGCUUAAAUCUGCAGAAGAAACUGCAAACCUAGAAAAUAUAAAUAUGAGUCACGCAUCAAAUAUAUCACUAGCAAACCGUCCUCAGCAAUUACGUUUCAAUUUGUAGUCUUCAUCGAGUUUGUUGGUGUCCAUUGUGCCAAAUUAUAUAUAUUUCAAGAGACCUGUACAGAAGAAAGUAUUUUAUAGUGUGCUUGUUAUGACCCUUGUAUACAUUUAUCAGAGGAGAACUAUGUGUGAGUGAGGUAUCAACAUAUCACAUGGGCGUUGCAUGUUUAAGAAUAGAGCCAAGAUAUAAAAUUGUAUAUUUGCGUCUCUGUUCCUCCUGUGAUCAUAUAUGGAAAUAUUGUUAGCAAUUUGUUAACGCAAAAUAAAUAUUUCAAUUCAAAA